AUGAAGUUUGUUUGGCAGAAGUCAGUCAAGCAAACGAGAGACAUGUUGAAGAUGUGGACUCAAAGUUCAACACCUCGAGAGACAUCCACUGCUAAAUAUACACGAACUCUUUCUUUGAAUAUCCUUGCUGCAACUGGGGGCUCAUCAGAAAGAGGAAACCGCUUCGUCUCGACAGACAGCACAAUCACUUCCAAAGGUCUCACAGUCGAUGAAACAUUUGGAAAUAUCUUUGUGAUCAACUUCGCUGGGCACGAUACUACUGCAAAUAUAUUAGCUUUCAGCAUGGUUCUGCUUGCAGCCCAUUCCGAAAUCCAAGAUUGGGUUGCGGAAGAGCUGCGAGAUGUUACCCAAGAUUCUGUCGAUGAAGGUCGGGAAUACGAAAAGGUGUUCGAGAAGCUCAAUAGAUGUAGAGCUGUCUUGUUUCCCCCCAUCAUGGCACUCCCGAAAGGGAGCAACGAUAAUCCACAGGUACUCAGGGUAGAGGAUAGAACAAUAGUUAUACCACCUCGUACAGGAGUAAUGCCUAGUAUACUUGGACUGGAAAUGCAUCCAAAGUACUGGGAUGAUCCUUUGAUUUGGAACUCAUCGCGUUGGAUUGAAUCUUCGUCAGACUUAUCUUCUCAGACUAUUCUAUUGGGUACAGAAAAAAUCAUAACCCCUGCUGGCAGUACAUUUUUCCCUCGGUCUGAUGGCCCACAAAACUGUCCUGGACAGAAGUUCUCUCAGGUCGAGUUUGCUACCGUUCUAACAGUCUUGUUGCGGGAUCACAAGGUGAGUGUUGUUCAAAACGAUAACGAAAGUCCUUGGAAGGCACAAGAGAGAGCCUUGGCGGUAACACAGAACUGCAACCUGGAGUUACUUUUAAGGAUGCGCGAUGCCGAUCAAGUACGUUUGAUCUGGAAGAAAGCAUAG
Botrytis porri is the source of this 912-nucleotide messenger RNA. RefSeq lists its product as uncharacterized. The record is from RefSeq and is a predicted model, not a curated record. The coding region runs from base 1 to 912 and encodes 303 amino acids. NCBI's taxonomy places the organism in Eukaryota, Fungi, Ascomycota, Leotiomycetes, Helotiales, Sclerotiniaceae. The transcript has 3 exons. Gene Ontology annotation, molecular function: monooxygenase activity; heme binding; oxidoreductase activity, acting on paired donors, with incorporation or reduction of molecular oxygen.